Hippocampus comes (tiger tail seahorse) is the source of this 1146-nucleotide messenger RNA. RefSeq names its product trafficking protein particle complex subunit 3 (gene trappc3). The transcript has 5 exons. Bases 288 to 830 code for a protein of 180 amino acids. The record is from RefSeq and is a predicted model, not a curated record. Lineage: Eukaryota; Metazoa; Chordata; Actinopteri; Syngnathiformes; Syngnathidae. Gene Ontology annotation, cellular component: TRAPP complex. Gene Ontology annotation, biological process: Golgi vesicle transport.
UUUUCCUCAGUGCGAGUUCUGCAGAAAACCUAUAAUAAUGUAACCGUAAGUGCUUGUAUGCUUUUCAAACAUGAUUUUGGUAUGUUAUCUCGACGCUUUGCUGAUGACCGUUCCCCCCAUCAAAUUUUUACUCUUAUUCAAGAAUAACCGGAAAUGGUUUACUUGUCAUUUUAGCUGGCUGUUAGAAGCGAGUGCGGAAAUAGCCGUAACGCUACUCUAAAAAUACAAAUAAAGGAAUUACUGUAGUAUCGACGCGUAUUUUUACUGUGUACGCAUCUAUCACGAAAAUGUCCCGGCAAUCUAACCGAACAACAGACAGCAAGAAGAUGAACUCUGAGUUGUUCACGCUGACCUACGGAGCCCUGGUCACACAACUAUGCAAAGAUUACGAAAAUGAUGAAGAGGUCAACAAACAACUGGACAAGAUGGGUUACAACAUCGGAGUACGUCUCAUCGAGGACUUCCUGGCACGCUCCAGCGUCGGCAGGUGUCAGGAUUUCCGAGAAACGGCCGAUGUCAUCGCUAAGGUGGCAUUUAAAACCUACCUCGGGGUCACCCCCAGCGUAACCAACUGGAGCCCAGCCGGAGACGAGUUCUCCCUCAUCCUGGAGAGCAACCCGCUGGUGGAUUUUGUGGAGCUGCCCGAUAACCACAACGCGCUCAUCUACUCCAACCUGUUGUGCGGCGUCCUCAGAGGAGCUCUGGAAAUGGUCCAAAUGGCUGUGGAUGUGAAAUUUGUCCAGGACACACUGCGGGGGGACAAUGUGACGGAAAUCCGGAUGAAGUUUAUCAAGAGGAUUGAAGAGAACCUCCCCGCAGGAGACGAGUGACAAAAUGACGCAGGAGACAGUCAACAUUCUGCCUCAUCAGCAAGUUUUUUUUUCUUUUUUUUUUCUUCCAAUGACACUUUACAGACCGGAAGAGACGAUUGAUUCACUCGAGACAACACUGACUCGCACUCCCAUUGCUUCAUUUGGAAACAUUGGAAAAAAAUAGCGCCUUAACAGACAGGCCGCUUAAGAUAAUUCUGGUGUUAUUAUUAUUAUUAUUAUUAUUAUUUUUUUUUAUGUGCAUAUUGCUGCCAAUUGUAUGGCAUGUUAAAAUAAUGAUGCUAAUGUGAAUAAAUGCAACAUAUUUGAUUUUGAA